This is a messenger RNA of Ipomoea nil (Japanese morning glory), 1096 nucleotides long. Its product is annotated as probable prolyl 4-hydroxylase 4. Bases 30 to 908 code for a protein of 292 amino acids. Gene Ontology annotation, cellular component: endoplasmic reticulum. Gene Ontology annotation, biological process: peptidyl-proline hydroxylation to 4-hydroxy-L-proline. The record is from RefSeq and is a predicted model, not a curated record. The transcript is spliced from 7 exons. Gene Ontology annotation, molecular function: L-ascorbic acid binding; procollagen-proline 4-dioxygenase activity; iron ion binding. Lineage: Eukaryota; Viridiplantae; Streptophyta; Magnoliopsida; Solanales; Convolvulaceae.
AGAAGCUUGAAUCAUCCACAGGGGAGAUCAUGGAUUUCGUUCGUCUUCUCUUCUUCCUCUUCUCCGUGAUCGCGUCGAUCGUGCAUGAAUCUUCAGGCUCACCAGUCAUUAAUCCAUCUAAGGUCAAGCAAAUUUCUUGGAAACCCAGAGCUUUUGUGUAUGAAGGUUUCCUUACCGAGGAAGAAUGCAACCAUUUGAUUUCUCUUGCGAAAUCAGAGCUGAAGAGAUCAGUGGUGGCGGAUAGUGAGUCGGGGAAGGGUAAGCUAAGUGAAGUUAGAACUAGCUCCGGAAUGUUCAUUCCUAAAGAUAAGGAUCCAAUUGUUUCUGGGAUCGAAGAAAAGAUUGCAACUUGGACUUUUCUGCCCAAAGAUAAUGGAGAAUCCAUUCAAGUACUACACUAUGAGGAAGGGCAGAAAUAUGAACCACACUAUGAUUAUUUCUUGGACAAGGUUAAUAUUGUUCGUGGUGGACACCGCAUAGCGACUGUACUCAUGUAUCUUAGUGAUGUUGGAAAGGGUGGUGAAACUGUGUUCCCUAAAGCAGAGGAAUCAUCUCAUCUUAGGUCAGUGGUUUCAGAUGAUGAUCUAUCCGAGUGUGCCAAAAAAGGCAUUGCAGUGAAGCCUCAUAGAGGAGAUGCGCUUCUUUUCUUCAAUCUCCAUCCAGAUGCCACUCCCGAUACCGAUAGCCUCCAUCGUGGCUGUCCUGUGAUCGAGGGCGAGAAGUGGUCAGCAACAAAGUGGAUUCAUGUGGAUUCAUUUGACAGGAUCAUAUCCAUCGGGAGCUGCACUGACAAACACGAUAACUGUGAGAGGUGGGCUGCUCUCGGAGAAUGCACCAAGAAUCCCGAGUAUAUGGUGGGAACUCCAGACGUUCCAGGUUACUGCAAAAAGGCUUGCAGACAAUGUUAACCUCUGGAUCGAAAUUUGAUGCUUUCAACACAAAUUCCACGUUCUUCAUUUAAUUAGAUUUUGUCCUUCGCUCUAUCCCAUCUUUAUUGAUUCAUUACCAAAUACAAGAAUGUUCGUCUUAUUUAUGUGCUUCACAGAAAGGGUAAUUUACCCUGUUUGUUUUUUCAUCUUGUUUAAUCCUUUGUGCA